AAAUAAAUCCUGUCUUAUCCGUACUGCAUGUGUUUAUGAUGGUGUUGGUGGAAGAAGAAAGAAGCAUAGAAGAAGGGCUUUUGGAGCUCAGUAACCAAAGUGACGCUUCAGGCUGUCGUAUCACUGCCUGUGUUAUCCUCAGCACUUUCGUCGCCAUCUGUGGCUCCUUCUCCUUUGGAGUUGCUAUUGGUUAUACUUCAGGUGCUGAGAUAGGAAUUAUGAAAGACAUGGGUCUCUCUAUCGCAGAGGUAUGUCUCUCUUUUAGUUCUUAUUUUUGACUAUUUCCAUAAACAAACAUUAGAAUGAAACUAAUCACAAACUACUUAUUCAUUCAAAUUGCAAACUGCAAUAGAUAAACUAUCAGGAAAAGAUAUAUCGUCGUUAUCCCAAAUAUUGAAGUUGACUUUACGUGUGGUUCACUUCCAUUUUACCCUCUUUUGUUUUUUUCUUGUUAACAUCCUCCAUUUUUACCUUUAAAAAAUUUAAUCGCAAGUUCUUAAAAAAAAUGUUAUCAUGAUAUAUAAACCCUUGACCACUUCAAGGUGGCCCAGUGGUAAGCGUCAAAGAGAUAGCGCUGCAUGGGUUCGAAUUGCGGUGGCCACCCGGGCUAGCGUUAAAUCGCAAGAAUACGUGGAUUGUCGUGGGCUUCGUGGGAUUAGUCGGUUGACCUCGGUCGUCAGAUCCCCACGGUUAUCAAAAAAAAAAAUGAUAUAUAAACCCUACGAACAAUAGAUAUAUAAUUUCCUUAUAUAAUAUAAAUAUAUAUAUAUAUAUAUAAUUUACCCAUUAAUAUAUCUAAUUUUCUCAUGUGUGGAAUUUUGAAAUCAUACAAAAUAGUGUAUAUAUCUAUCAAUUGUAUUAAUUCCGGCCGUACUCUCUCAUUUACGACGAUGGAGGCUAUGUAUUUCACCAUGUAUCCCUCUUUUGUCUUAUUUUAGUACCGUACCGUUCAUUCAUGUAUUUCUCUUUUCUGCUUUUCAGUGAAUAGAUUACUUAAUAUGUAUUAGUAUUUCUUGUUUUAGUAACUAAUGUCCCGAUAAAACUGAUCUACUCAUCAACUUUGGCAAUUUAAAAUUUCAAAAAAACUCUGCCAAUUUAUAGUUUGAGUAAUCAAGAAUAUCUUAAAAUUUUAAUCAAAUUUCAGUUCUCAGCGUUUGCUUCACUCUCUACGUUAGGAGCAACAUUCGGUGCAUUGUUCAGCGACAAUGUGGGUCUCCGAUAUCCUCUGUGUCAUUGGUUGGCUGUGCAUCGCUUUCGCUAAGAAUGUGUUGUGGCUACACUUCGGAAGAAUCUCAUCGGGAAUAGGAAUCGGCUUGAUUAGCUAUGUGGUACCUGUGUACAUAGCAGAAAUUACGCCAAAACAUGUUCGCGGUACAUUUACCUUUUCAAACCAGCUUCUUCAAAACUCCGGAGUCGCCAUGGUUUUUUUUUGGGGGAAUUUCAUCAGCUGGAGGAAGAUGGCUUUACUAGGUGCUCUACCAUGCGUCAUUCAAGGAAUCGGUUUAUUCUUCGUACCAGAGUCUCCAAGAUGGCUGGCAAAAGUUCGUGCGGAUGAAGAACUAGAAUAUUCACUGCUUCGGCUUAGAGGGAGAGAUGCUGAUAUUUCACGUGAAGCCUCAGAGAUUCAAGUUAUGACCAAAAUGCUAGAACGUGAUUCAAAGUCGAGAUUUUCUGAUUUGUUCCAGAGAAAAUAUAGACACAUUAUCGUGGUAGGAGUCGGGCUAAUGUUGAUACAACAAUUUUCGGGUAGUACAGCUGUAAUAUCUUAUACAAGUACCAUUUUUAGCAAAGCUGGUUUUUCUGUGACCAUUGGAUCGACAUUGUUAGGCAUCUUCAUGGUACCAAAAGCCACGAUUGGUCUAAUUCUUGUUGAUAAAUGGGGCAGACGGCCCCUUUUGUUGACUUCAGCGUGUGGGAUGAGCAUAACUUGCAUGUUUAUUGGGCUCGCGUUCACAUUACAGAAAAUGCAAUUGCUUCCGAAACUAACUCCAGUGUUGACGUUUUUAUGCGUUACGCUGUAUAUUGCAUCUUAUGCAGUAGGAAUAGGAGGCCUCCCUUGGAUAAUUAUGUCUGAGAUAUUUCCAAUGAACAUAAAAGUAACAGCAGGGACAUUAGUUACGUUGGCCUCAUGGUCAAGUAGUUCGAUCGUCACUUACGCUUUCAAUUUUCUAUUCGAAUGGAGCACUCAAGGAACAUUUUACAUAUUCGGGGCUAUUGGAGGAGCAGCACUGAUUUUUAUUUGGUUGCUCGUUCCGGAAACGAAAGGAUUAUCACUUGAAGAAAUACAAACGUCGCUUACUCGUCAAGCCCAACGAAAUAAAUCGUAUGUAGACUGAAAUGUCUACUUUUUCAUGGUAAUAUAUAAAUGAUAUCAGUUCAAAAAAAUUUAUUGAACUCAUGGUUUAUGAUGUUAUACUCAUCGAGGAAGAAUUAUCUCUGUUUUUCAUGGUUUAUGAUGUUAUAUAUACUCGUCGAAAAAGAACUAAUGGUUCUCUUGUAAAGAAAAAAAAAAGGGACAAGGAGAGUGAAAUGAAUGGGUACACGAUGUGAUUGUCA
Brassica napus (rape) is the source of this 2556-nucleotide messenger RNA. Its product is annotated as sugar transporter ERD6-like 18. Gene Ontology annotation, biological process: carbohydrate transport; transmembrane transport. The coding region runs from base 1206 to 2336 and encodes 376 amino acids. The transcript has 17 exons. Gene Ontology annotation, cellular component: membrane. Gene Ontology annotation, molecular function: sugar transmembrane transporter activity. The record is from RefSeq and is a predicted model, not a curated record. NCBI's taxonomy places the organism in Eukaryota, Viridiplantae, Streptophyta, Magnoliopsida, Brassicales, Brassicaceae.